GGCGAAUUGCACCAUCUUCGAAGUCAGCCCACGGUCUCUGUUUACACCACAACAAAUACUUCGCUCGCCAGUCUUUCUGCCAUUGCGACCCAGCCUUUCCGCCAACCGCCCACCAUGUCUACGAAAACGCGCCCCGCUAUCCCGCCCGUCGUGAUGGACAACGUCACGCAGAACAUCGGCAACACGCCGCUCGUGCGGCUCAACAAGAUCCCACAGUCCCUCGGCAUAGAAGCAACCGUGUACGGCAAGCUCGAAAUGUUCAACGCGGGCGGCAGCGUCAAAGACCGGAUCGCGCUGCGCAUGGUCGAGGAAGCCGAGAAGUCCGGGCGCAUAAAGCCCGGCGACACGCUCAUCGAGCCGACCUCUGGAAACACGGGCAUUGGCCUUGCCCUCGUGGGCGCUGUGAAAGGCUACAGGGUUAUCAUCACGCUGCCGGAGAAGAUGAGCCCGGAGAAGGUGGCGGUGCUGAAGGCGCUGGGCGCUGAGGUGGUGAGGACGCCGACGAGUGCGGCGUGGGAUAGUCCGGAGAGCCAUAUUGGCGUUGCGAGGAGAUUGGUUAAGGAGCUGCCGAAUGCGCAUAUUCUGGAUCAGUACACGAACCCGGAUAACCCGCUGGCGCACGAGUACGGCACCGCGGAGGAAAUUUGGACUCAGACGGACGGCACGGUGACAUGCUGCAUCGCUGGCGCGGGGACUGGCGGUACAAUCACUGGGCUCGCGUGGGGUCUACGGAAGCACAACAAGGACGUCAAGAUCGUGGCUGCGGAUCCACAGGGCAGUAUCCUCGCGUUGCCCGAGGCGCUCAACGAGGAACACAAGAACGAGGCGUAUAAGGUGGAGGGCAUUGGGUAUGAUUUCAUCCCCGAGGUGCUGGAUCAGAGCGUGGUGGAUAAGUGGUAUAAGACGGAUGAUCGGACGGCGUUUCAGUAUGCGCGGAGGCUGAUUACGGAGGAGGGGAUACUGUGUGGUGGGAGUAGCGGGAGUGCCAUUGAUGCGACGGUGAGGGCGGUCAGGGAUCUGAAUUUGGGGAAGGAUGAUGUGGUUGUGGUUAUCCUGCCGGACAGUAUACGGAGUUACCUCAGCAAGUUCGUAGACGACGACUGGCUCGCAGCCAACGACCUCCUCCCGCCCACACCCCCCGUCACCCCCUCCGCGCCCCUGCACCGCACCCGCUCCUCCAGCAUAAAAAACGACCCCUUCCACGGCGCGACCAUCGCCUCCCUGCGCCUCAAACCCGUAACCAACAUCCCCACCACCUCCCCCUGCAGCGAAGCCAUCGAAACCAUGCGCGAAAAAGGCUUCGACCAGCUCCCCGUGUCGCUCUACCCCUCCACCGGCAAGCAGCGCCUCGUCGGGCUCGUCACGCUCGGCAACCUGCUCAGCUACAUCGCGUCCGGGCGCGCGACGCCCAAGUCCAGCGUCGAGGACGUCAUGUUCGACUUCCGCAAGCUGCACGAGGUGGUUACGGAUCUGGGGCAUUUGCACCUCGAGGGCGGGCGCAAGAAGAGCGAGAAAGAGCGCAGGGAGUUUGUCGAGAUUACCAAGGAUACCAAGCUUAGUGAGUUGAAUAAGUUCUUUGAGUGGAAUAGUGCCGCGGUUGUGACGGAGAGGGUGGAGGGCGAACUUAGGGCUACGGGGGUGGUGACGAAGGUGGAUCUUUUGACGUGGAUGGUUAGGAUGGGGAAGGUUAAUGGGGGUAAAGAGUAGGGGGGUAUGUAGUGUGAGCGUUUCUAGGGAUGGAACUUAAAGGGCUGUGAAUAUGGGUCGGUGGGGGAAGAUUGGGGUUCAACUGAUUUAUGGAGCGAGGUGUUAUGGUGCUUUUGCUCUGGGUGGGUGGGCAUCUGGUCUGUCUGUAACUGUAAAAAGACUUCUUCUUCAACGGCAUCGUACUAGAGAGAGAAAUAGAUGGGACUUCAACGUCUGCCAGCAGCCUCUCCGAUCAGAGUAAGAACGUUUGUUUGUCGUCAAUCGUCGUGGGGAACGAGAGAAGGACUGGGGGAAACAUCACCCAUCUGCUUUUUCUUUAUCCCCUCCUCCAUCCGAUGUAUCUUCGAACGCUAGUUACGGGUAGGGGUAUAUAAACCCUUCCCCUCCCCGCUUCGCUGGAU
Molecule: messenger RNA, 2108 nt
Organism: Trematosphaeria pertusa
Lineage: Eukaryota; Fungi; Ascomycota; Dothideomycetes; Pleosporales; Trematosphaeriaceae
Product: cystathionine beta-synthase
Exons: 2
Coding region: 115-1707 (530 amino acids)
Cellular component (GO): cytoplasm
Molecular function (GO): cystathionine beta-synthase activity; cysteine synthase activity
Source: RefSeq, a predicted model, not a curated record